Messenger RNA from Jatropha curcas, 1592 nucleotides. RefSeq names its product spermidine synthase 1. Gene Ontology annotation, molecular function: spermidine synthase activity. NCBI's taxonomy places the organism in Eukaryota, Viridiplantae, Streptophyta, Magnoliopsida, Malpighiales, Euphorbiaceae. Gene Ontology annotation, biological process: spermidine biosynthetic process. Gene Ontology annotation, cellular component: cytosol. The record is from RefSeq and is a predicted model, not a curated record.
UUUAUAUUUGUACUUUAAUCUCACAGCCACGCUCACACACUCCUAACAAAAUAAUUCCCUCUCUCUUCUCUUUCCUUUUCUCCCCCUCUCUCUGCAAAAGCUUAAAAAACGCUGCAACAAAAAUCGCGUCUUUACCAAGCGGAUUCUUUUUCUCAUUAUUCUUCACUUAUAAAUAUACCCGAAGCUUUUUGUAAAGGUGACACCUUGAUUGUGUGGCUUCCCUUCACUGCCCUGUUUAGGCAUUUAUUGGGAUUUUUCGGCUUUUGGGUUCUCUUUAAAGACAGGGACAGAUAUAGAGAUAGACAGAAACAGAAUCUCUUCUAUGGCUCAAGAUGGUGGUGUUGUGUCCAACAAUGACUUGCCAGUGAAAAGAGCCAGAGAAGAAGAAGAGAAUGGAGUCUCAGACACUACUGUAGCUAUGGAGACUGAGAAUACCAAUAAUGAUUAUAUAUCGUCUGUUAUUCCGGGCUGGUUUUCUGAGAUUAGUCCCUUGUGGCCUGGAGAGGCACAUUCCUUGAAAGUGGAAAAGAUAUUAUUUCAAGGGAAGUCUGACUACCAGAAUGUCAUGGUCUUUCAGUCAUCAACAUAUGGAAAGGUUCUUGUUUUGGAUGGGGUGAUUCAGCUCACAGAGAGGGAUGAAUGUGCAUAUCAAGAAAUGAUUACUCACCUCCCUCUUUGCUCAAUUCCAAACCCAAAGAAGGUUUUGGUUAUUGGCGGAGGAGAUGGUGGGGUCCUGCGGGAAGUGGCUCGACAUUCUUCUGUUGAGCAGAUUGACAUAUGUGAAAUUGACAAGAUGGUUGUUGAUGUUUCUAAAGAUUUUUUCCCUGAUAUAGCUGUCAGUUUUGAAGAUCCUCGUGUGACUCUCAAGAUUGGUGAUGGAGUUGCAUUUUUAAAGGAUGUACCUGCUGGAACAUAUGAUGCAGUUAUAGUAGAUUCUUCUGACCCAAUAGGUCCUGCACAAGAGCUGUUUGAGAAGCCAUUUUUUGAAUCUGUAGCAAAGGCUCUGCGUCCUGGAGGGGUUGUGUGUACUCAGGCAGAAAGUAUAUGGCUUCAUAUGCACAUCAUUGAGGAUAUUGUAGCGAACUGCCGUCAGAUCUUCAAAGGCUCUGUUCACUAUGCCUGGACAACUGUUCCUACUUACCCAAGUGGGGUGAUUGGUUUCAUGCUUUGUUCUACUGAGGGACCUCCUGUUGAUUUCAAGCAUCCUGUGAAUCCCAUAGAUACUAAUGAAAGCACAUCAUCAACAACAACAAGACCUUUGAAAUUUUAUAAUUCCGAGAUUCAUACAGCUGCCUUCUGCUUGCCAUCUUUUGCAAAGAAGGUGAUUGAAUCAAAAGGCAAAUGAAGGAGUUUUGAAGAGCACUGAAGGAGAAGCAGCAGUCAAGCUAAGUCUUCGACAGUCUAGCCUCGUCUUCAAUGAAAAAUCCAUCUUUCAAUGAACCAUGGAAUAAAUUGAGAUAUUAAGUUACUUUCAGAGUAUGUUUUGGUAGGAAAAACUUGUUGAUUGUUGGAUUUACAUAUAUCAUUCUCCAGUCCGUAUAAUUAGAAAUUUAAUACCCAGAAGAAAUGCAAAAUUUUUUAAAUUCCAAUCA